This is a messenger RNA of Funneliformis caledonium, 126 nucleotides long. Lineage: Eukaryota; Fungi; Glomeromycota; Glomeromycetes; Glomerales; Glomeraceae. The record is from the annotation of a GenBank genome assembly.
AUGCCCCCGGUUUAUUAUUCAAAAGCCAAAAAUAGACACCUCUGGGUUACCGCACGAAAUGUACGCGCUACACAGCAGAUCAUGAAACAUAAUUGUCGGUCAAUAAUGUCUUGUGAAUUUAAUUGA